Molecule: messenger RNA, 1214 nt
Organism: Paramuricea clavata
Lineage: Eukaryota; Metazoa; Cnidaria; Anthozoa; Malacalcyonacea; Plexauridae
Source: the annotation of a GenBank genome assembly
AUGUAUACAGGUACACCAGGAGGAUGUCAUUCUAAAGACUUCCUUGACAAAACUAAUUCUGAAUUUACUGCAUUCCAGUCAGUUACUGUUAGUCAUGUUUGUCUUUUAUUACGUGAACUGUCUGGUAGCAAAACUACUGACCUGGAUAAAAUAUCCAGCAAGAUAAUCAAAAUUGCUGCACCAUUAAUUUCCGAUUCAUUGACUUACAUCUUUAAUCAAGCAAUAACUUUAUGUACUUUUCCACAUGAAUGGAAAAUUGCAAGAGUAAUUCCCCUUUUUAAGAAUGGCAAACGAAACUUGCCAGGAAAUUAUCGACCAAUUUCUGUGUUGCCAGCCAUUAGUAAAAUUAUGGAACGUAUCCUAUAUACUCAACUUUAUGAAUAUUUGAGUGCAAAUAACAUACUUUCUGAACAUCAAUUUGGUUUCAGAAAAUUUCAAUUCAUUCAACUGCAACAGCUUUACUUGAUUGCACAAAUGAUUGGUACAUAAACUUAAUAUUCGCUAGUUCAGAGGAAAGGCAUAAAAAACUUUUUAAUUUGGUUGUAUUUGUAGACCUAAAAAAAGCCUUUGAUACUGUUGACCAUGAGAUCUUAUUGCAAAAACUAAAACUAGUUGGAAUCACAGGAAGUGCAUUUCUAUUACUCAAAUCAUACUUAACUGGUCGUACUCAAAGAUGUGAAGUCAAUGGAUCUAUUUCAGGGGAAAACGACGUCAAAUGUGGUGUACCCCAGGGGUCUAUAUUGGGGCCACUAUUCUUCUUACUCUAUAUUAAUGAUCUACCUGCAUGUCUGAGUAAAACAAAACCACGGCUGUUUGCUGAUGAUACAAAUAUCACAGCAGCUGGAGAAUGCUUAAGUGAUCUUGAAGAUGCAGUAAACUCAGAUUUAGAAAUGCUUCGUAAAUGGCUCAUAGCAAACAAACUGAGCUUGAAUGUGACGAAAACUGAAUUUCAAAUUAUUGGUACUAAACAGAUGCUGAAGAAAUCUUCUGUUCAGCAACUUAAAAUUCACAUUCAAAACAUACCCAUAAAGCAGGUUUUUCAAUGUAAAACACUAGGUGUGACUGUUGAUGAAAAUUUGUGUUGGAAGAGCAAUACAGAUAAUAUAUGUAAAAGAUAUCAUCUGGAAUAUACGCUCUCAAAAGCAUUGAAGAAAAUGUUGAUAAAAAAAAACACUCGUUUCUGUAUACAAUGCUAUAAUUCAACCAUACUUUAG